Sphenostylis stenocarpa is the source of this 255-nucleotide messenger RNA. NCBI's taxonomy places the organism in Eukaryota, Viridiplantae, Streptophyta, Magnoliopsida, Fabales, Fabaceae. The record is from the annotation of a GenBank genome assembly.
AUGGCGGGAAGACAGCCCACCAAUCUUUACGCAGGAAAGUUGGAUGAGUUGAACAUUAUCGAUGUAUACAUGUUUGUAAAGUGUUUGAUAAAUUCAAAUAUCAUUUACGAGGAUAUUAACAUGAAUUACCUGGAUAAUAUACAGAUGGAACCGCUCAAACAACACAUAAUUUUGGUCAUGGAGAUUCUGAUUCUAGGUUGGCGAAAGCAGAUAUUGAAGUUUGUGUCGAGGAAUGAUACAAAAGUGGUUCACUAG